This is a messenger RNA of Passer montanus (Eurasian tree sparrow), 824 nucleotides long. RefSeq names its product zinc finger protein 497-like. Gene Ontology annotation, biological process: regulation of transcription by RNA polymerase II. Lineage: Eukaryota; Metazoa; Chordata; Aves; Passeriformes; Passeridae. The transcript has 4 exons. Gene Ontology annotation, molecular function: RNA polymerase II transcription regulatory region sequence-specific DNA binding; DNA-binding transcription factor activity, RNA polymerase II-specific. Gene Ontology annotation, cellular component: nucleus. The record is from RefSeq and is a predicted model, not a curated record. The coding region runs from base 1 to 720 and encodes 239 amino acids.
AUGCCCCCGGUGACGUCACGCGGCGAGCGGCCCUACGAGUGCCCCGAGUGCGGCAAGGCCUUCGCCGCCGCCAAGUCGCUGGGCAAGCACCGCAAGACUCACCGCGACGGCGCUGCGGUGGCACCGUGCCGCGAGUGCGGUUCUACCGGGGUCACCACACCCUGCCCGCACCACAAAACUGCCGGGAUCGCGGUGGACUGCGGCAAGACCCUGGCCAGCGAGGCCGCGCUGGUCACGCACCGCCGCAUCCACACCGGCGAGCGCCCCUUCGCCUGCCCCGACUGCGGGCAGGGCUUCAUGGCGGCCAAGUCGCUGGGGAAGCACCGGCGGGCGCGGCACGGCGGCGGCUUCGGCUGCGCCGAUCCGGCGGGGGUCCCGGCGCCCCCCCAGCCCCUCGGGGUCAGUCCGGCGGGGGUCCCGGGGGUCCUGGCGCCCCCCCGGCGGCGGCGGCCGGCCUGCGAGCAGUGCGGGAAGGCGUUCCGGGACGGCGCGGCGCUGCGGCGGCACCGGCGGGUGCACACGGGCGAGCGCCCGUUCGGCUGCGGCGAGUGCGGCAAGAGCUUCGGCGCCAGCUCCAGCCUGGUCAUCCACCGGCGCUCGCACACCGGCGAGAGGCCCUUCCCCUGCGGCCGCUGCGCCAAGAGCUUCGUGUCGCGCUCGGCGCUCAUGAAGCACCUGCGGACGCACCUGCGGCGCGGGGAGCCCGCGGGCACCGGCUGAGAGCGGGACUGGGAUUGGGGGACCCCCGGAUUGUGGGGAGCCCGCGGGCACCGGCUGAGAGCGGGACUGGGACUGGGGGGCACCCGGAUUGUGGGGAGCCCGCG